Messenger RNA from Vigna angularis (adzuki bean), 2574 nucleotides. Its product is annotated as MND1-interacting protein 1. The transcript is spliced from 2 exons. The record is from RefSeq and is a predicted model, not a curated record. Lineage: Eukaryota; Viridiplantae; Streptophyta; Magnoliopsida; Fabales; Fabaceae. The coding region runs from base 285 to 2423 and encodes 712 amino acids.
AUCCAAUAACGCUGAACCAAGAGAGGUUGUGAUGAUUCUCAACACUGAGCUCUCUCAGAACCAAUAACGCUUAGCCAAUCAGCAACCCUUUCUUUCUCUUUUUCUUUUUCCAUCAAAAUCCAAUUUAUCUCUCGUCUCCCUCUUCACCCACUAUCCCUCGAUCCUCAUCUCACCAUUCUUUAAUCAAGCUUCGAUCUUGAUCUUCUUUUUCCAUACCCAAUCCUUCGUAUUCCAGCCCCUUUAUUCACCUCCCUCUAAAAGUCCACAAAAACGCAGAAAUCUACAUGGGUUGCACCAUGAGGGAAAAACACAUCAGGGCUAAUCGGAGACCGCGAUCGGCGAAACCGGACACGGAUUCUUGCGACAAGGAUGCCAUAUCCAAAUCCAUAGCCGAGUCUGGUCUCAAGCCCUUCAGAUACCAUACGGCUUCCAAUGAUUCUUCCCCAAGCCUAAAUUCAAACCCUAAUGUGGAGGAAACCGGGUGGGGUUACUGUACAGAGGAGCAAUUGGAAGAGAUUCUGUUGAAAAACUUGGAGUUUAUUUACAAUGAAGCUGUCUCGAAGCUUGUUGCGUUGGGUUACGAUGAGGAUGUUGCUGUUAAGGCCAUGCUUCGAAAUGGGCAUUGUUAUGGUGGCAUGGAUGCGCUGACAAAUAUUUUGCACAAUUCCUUGGCGUAUUUAAAUAGUAAUAGUGAUGGUGGUGGUGGUGGUGGGAAUAUGGAUGAGACUGAGCCUGUGUUCUCUAAUUUGAGGCAGUUAGAGGAGUACUCUGUGGCCGCUUUGGUGUGUUUGGUUCAACAGGUGAGGCCACAUUUGAGCAAAGGUGAUGCCAUGUGGUGUUUGCUCAUGAAUGAUCUUCAUGUUGGGAGGGCUAGUGCAAUGGAUAUUCCUGUGCCAGGCACUGGGAACCCUGCUCCGGCUUCAGGUGAGGGUUGUGGCAAUUCGGUUGGUGUUAUGGGGCCGGCUUUUUGUAGGUUUCACGGAGGGUGGGGAUUUGGAAAUGGGGGAGGCUUGGAAUUUCCUGUAAAUGGGGUAUUCUCUUGCGCGACAGAGAUGAAUUUGCAGCUACAAAGAGACAUUGAGUUUCCGAAGAGGUUUAAUCUGUCUCCUUCAAUGAAGGCCUUAUUGAAAAGAAAUGUUGCAAUGUUUGCUGCUGGUUUUAGGGCAAACUCCAAGCAGUUGCAGGCGCAGGCAAAGACCAUUUCUGGGCGGAGUACUGCACAUAGUUUGGAUUCUUUUGCUGCGAUCGGGACAGGAGACCCGGCUGAUCAAUCUAGAGGAGAUUCACAGAAUGUCGAUAACCAAGAUGCUGUGAAUUCGGUGCUGAGUAAAUUUCGUGAUUUGAAUCUUGAUGAGAAUUUGGAGCUUGUGGCGGAAGAUCAGAAGGAUGAGGUCAUAGUCACUUUAUUUCAUCAGAUUAAGGAUCUUGAGAAGCAGGUCAAUGAGCGAAAAGACUGGGCUCAUCAGAAGGCAAUGCAGGCAGCUAGAAAGCUAAGUAGUGAUCUAACUGAGCUCAAGAUGUUGCGGAUGGAAAGAGAGGAGACUCAGAAAUUGAAGAAAGGGAAACCGGCCCUUGAGGACACAACCAUGAAGAGGCUCUCAGAGAUGGAGAAUGCAUUGAGAAAGGCCAGUGGUCAACUGGACCUUGCGAAUGCAGCUGUGAGGAGACUAGAAACUGAGAAUGCAGAAAUGAAAGCAGAGAUGGAGGCUUCUAAAUUAAGUGCAUCAGAGUCAGUGACAGCUUGCUUAGAAGUUGCUAAAAGGGAGAAAAAAUGUUUAAAAAAACUUCUAGCUUGGGAAAAACAGAAAGCUAAGCUGCAGCAAGAGAUUUCUGGUGAAAAACAGAAGAUAUCGGAGACACAAGAAAUGUUGGUUCAGAUUAGACAGUGUCAACAGGAGGCUGAGGUGAAGUGGAAGGAGGAGUUGAAGGCUAAAGAGGAAGCCUUAGCAGUAGUUGAAGAGGAACGGCGCUCUAAGGAAGCAGCUGAAUCUAAUAAUAAGAGGAGGAUUGAGGCUUUGCGUCUGAAGAUAGAGAUAGAUUUCCAGCGUCACAAGGAUGAUCUACUAAGAUUGGAACAGGAACUUUCGCGCCUUAAAGCCUCUGUUCAGUCUGCUGAGUUGCAUCACCAAUCAAGCACUUCACCCACAAGCGACUCUGAGGGCACAAAGCCCCAAAGAGAGACCAUUGCUAGGCUGCUUCAACAAUUAGAUAACCUGGACGAUUUUUCAGAUAAAGAAGUGAAUAGCAACAGAGAAUGCAUUAUAUGUAUGAAAGACGAAGUCUCCAUUGUUUUCUUGCCAUGUGCACACCAAGUUAUGUGUGCUAGUUGCGGUGAUGAGUAUGGAAGAAAAGGUAAGGCUGCUUGUCCCUGCUGCAGGGUUCAAAUUCAACAGAGAAUCCGUGUAUUUGGGGCAAGUUCCUAGCUCCAUUAAAACUUAUGUUACAAUGGGACUUGGGCAGGUAUACCCUAUGAAGUUUUACAUAAUUUUUGUGCACUAGAUUGGUGGGGCUACUUGUCUCGCUAAACCUCACAAUAUAAAUAAAAAAAAAACUAAGUCCUGGCAUUACAGUAAA